AUGGGACAGAAGAAUCCACCACCAGACGAGAGGGUUGUUUACUUGGCCCUAAAAAACCUAUUUAAAGGCCAAAAUGCGCAAGUCAGAAAGAGCAAGACUGUUGCAAAGCUCAUCAAGGGGUCCAACAAAGAGGAUGCGGUGGCUAAUCUACUGCGCGAGCACGACUUUGAUACCAUCUGCACCAUGGCUGGCCGAUUGCUCAGCGCCAAAAUAUUCGAAUCUACGCUCAAAGCGAAAGUACACUUCCCGGAGCUCUUCGACAGUUCCCCUGCACAAAGCGCCGAAAAAGAGGCGUCGGAAGCCGAAGCAGCUCGAAAUGAGGCAAACGCAAUCAAGGACGCCACACAAAAUCGUUAUAAAGAAAUACAAAGUGAUGACCCGCAACAUGUUGAUGCGGCUCAUGCCGACGAUGCAGAGGGUAAACAAGCAGAAUUUACCGAGACCCCGACAGUAUCCAAACACACAGCAGCGGUAAAACAACAUAUGGUUCACAUGCCAUCACUUUUUCCACUUUACCUUCCUCUAAGUGUUCAGCAUAAGCUUUUUGUGUAUCUGCAGGGGUUGCUUGAACGAGUUUGUUAUACUUACGGGACGCAAGCAAUGCCGGAGGUCCUGCAGGGUCGUGGAUGGGACUGCCCCGAAGCUGUUGAACUGAAUCGUUGGACUGACGAAUUUUCCAAACGGACAGACAUAUUUAGAAAGAAACCGGACGUGGGGAAGCCAAUCAACCAGCUCUUUCAAUCCCUUGCGAAUAUUCGUCACACAGCGGUUCACCGUAUUCGUCUUAGUGCAAAGGGUAUCGAGAAAUACCUCAGCGAUGCUGAGUUAUUUGUCACGCUCAUUGGCGAUACAGUACAUCUUGAAACAAUUGACAAGCUCCGCCGAGAGACGCUAGCUACUAUGGAGGAGCUUGAACGGAAUAAACACCUCUUGCAGGUGCGCUUUGGAGAAGAGUUGCGGAAUAUCGCUGAUCAGCGUGCUCAGCUGGACAGUGCCGAAAGGUCUGUCAUUGCUGAGAUAUUGAAAGAAGAUAGCGAGUAUCAGAUUCUAGCAGGAAAACAUGUAGAAGAGGCAAUUGCGCCGUCUGAAGCAUCGUUCUCGACCGCCAUUAACGCAGUGGAAGAAAAAGGUGCCAUAGACGACGACACUGACAGCACAAACGAGUAUUGCCAUGAUGACGGUCAUCACGAAGAUGAAUGGGGGGAUAUUGAAAGCUAG
This is a messenger RNA of Metarhizium brunneum ARSEF 3297, 1218 nucleotides long. RefSeq lists its product as uncharacterized. NCBI's taxonomy places the organism in Eukaryota, Fungi, Ascomycota, Sordariomycetes, Hypocreales, Clavicipitaceae. The record is from RefSeq and is a predicted model, not a curated record.